This is a messenger RNA of Ilex paraguariensis (yerba mate), 2964 nucleotides long. NCBI's taxonomy places the organism in Eukaryota, Viridiplantae, Streptophyta, Magnoliopsida, Aquifoliales, Aquifoliaceae. The record is from the annotation of a GenBank genome assembly.
UAGCUGUUUGAUCUACUUAGCUGACGAAAAAAGUUUUAGCUAAUGAGAGAGGCACAAUGAUUACUUGCAACUAAAAAAAAAAAAAAAAUACUGGAUUCCAGAGACUGCUACAAUGUCGGCAGAAGGAGAUGAUAACAGCGGGAUGCUGGAAAAUCAUGUCCGAAAUGCCAUAAAAUCUGAGAAGCAAUUGAUUGACUCUGACCAGGGGAGUGAUGAAAAUCUUUCUAAGGAAAAUGGGCUGCAUGAUGGCAACCCAUAUAUUAAUGGUGCCCAUGAUCAACUUGUACAAAUGGUUGUAGAACUCAAUUUUCAGAAUGAGUAUUUGAAGACUCAGUUCGAGGACCUGAAAAAUCUUCACACCGACUCUGUUGCAUCGUACCAACAAACAAAAGCAAUUGAGCUAGAUGUUGAGGCAUGCAAAGAUGUCAAAGAGCUUCAUGAAAAGAUCCAAUCUUUGAAUCGAGAACUUCUGGAAGAAAGACAAACAAGAGGCGCUGCAGAGGAGGCUCUGAAGCAUCUUCGAGCUGUAUACUCAGAUGCAGAUGCAAGGGCCCAAGAGCUUGCCACCAAACUUGCUGAAGCUCAACAGAAGAUGGAUCAAGAAAUAAAAGAACGUGAUGAGAAGUACUCUGAGCUAGAUUCCAAGUUCAACAGGCUUCACAAACGCGCAAAACAGCGUAUUCAAGAUGUUCAGAAGGAAAAAGAUGACCUUGAGGCCCAGUUUCGUGAUAUCAAUGAAAAAGCCGACCGGGCAUCAACUCAAGUGUCUGCAUUGCAGCAAGAUCUGGACCGCACGAGGCAACAAGCUAAUGAUGCAUUGAAAGCAAUGGAUGUGGAAAGGCAACAAUUACGAAGCACAAACAAUAAACUUAGAGACAACAUUGAAGAACUGCGCCGAUCUUUGGAACCUAAAGAGAAUGCUGUUGAGGCAUUGCAACAGUCUCUUCUGGAAAAAGACCAGAUAUUGGAGGACAUGCGAGGCUUACUACAAGCAGCAGAUGAAAAAAGACAAACUUCAAUGGCUGAACUUUCUUUGAAACACCAGAAGCAAAUAGAGAGUUUGGAAGCUCAUCUUGCUGAUGCUUUGUCCGAUAGAACCAAAGCAGCCGAAACAAUCUCCUCUCUGCAAGGACUGGUUGUGGAGAAAGAGUCUAGGAUUGCUGAGAUGGAUGCAGCUUCAAGUGGUGAAGCAGCACGAUUUAGAGCUGCUAUGGAAGCUGUGAAGGGAGAGCUUACUCACCUGAAACAAGGGCAUGAGAAAGAAAAAGAGAUCUGGGAAGCUGCCUCCCAGGCACUGAAAAUGAAGCUGGAGAUUGCUGAGAGUAACUUCAUACAAGCUGAAAUUGAAGCUGCUAAAAUGAGAAGUCAGCUAGAAUUAGAAUUGUCUGUGCAAACACUACUACUAAAUGCAAGAGAUGCUGAAUUAGCAGCUGCCAAAGAGGAGAUCAAUCGCUUUGAAAAUGAAUUUGCUUCGUACAAGGUUCGCGCUCAUGCGCUUCUGCAGAGAAAAGAUGCAGAACUUGCUGCUGCUAGGGAUAAUGAAGAACUUAAAGCUCAGGAAGAAGCACUAAAAGAGGCUGAGAAGGAAGUGCUGUUACUAUCUGCUGAAAGGGAUAAAUACCUUCAAGAUCUGAAUAAUGCUUUGGCCAAUUAUGAUAAAGAACUUGCUACAAGAGAUGCAGCUCUUGGCACUGCAGAUCAACAUACUAAGAGAAUUGAAAAAAAACUCAAUGAUGUUCUCUCUAGCCACCAAUCAGAGAAAGAAGCAUGGGAAAUAAACCUUCAAAACGUGGAAGAAACUUGGCGAUUAAGAUGUGAAGCAUUGAAGGCUCAAAUUGAGAUGUCUUCUGGUCAGAAUUUCCAGAAGGAACUAGAGGACCUCAAAAUACGUUAUGAAAAAUUGAAGGAAGAGCAUGUUUCAUUUCGUGAUCUUGCUGAUAAAAUGAUUGAGGAGAAGGACAAAGAGAUCUCUAGACUUUUAGAUGAUUACAAGAAUCUUCGUCAAUCACUAGAAUCAAGACCACAAGCUUAUUACAGUGAUGACUACCGUCCAGCCUUUCAGAAACAGGAUGCAUCAAAUUCAAGUGCCUCGGCUGCAGAUCAGCAGAUUCUGAUUUUGGCAAGGCAACAAGCUCAAAGAGAGGAAGAGCUCGCUCAGUCGCAGCGUCACAUUCUUGCUCUUCAAGAGGAAAUCGAGGAGCUUGAACGUGAAAAUCGUCUCCACAGCCAGCAGGAAGCCAUGUUGAAGGAAGAAUUCCGGAACAUGGAAAGAAUGCAGAAGAGGGAAGGUGUAGAUAUGACAUAUCUAAAAAAUGUUGUCCUAAAGCUUCUUGAAACAGGUGAAGUGGGGGCUCUGCUGCCUGUGAUUGCAAUGCUGCUUCAAUUUAGUCCUGAGGAGGUGCAAAAGUGUCAGCAAGCCUACCGCUCUUCAACUGAUGUUCCAGCCAGCCCAGCAAGUGAUGCUUCGGGAUCUGGGCUGUCGCUUUUUUCUAGAUUCUCAUUUUCAUGACGGAAGAACGAAGGGCCGAAGAAAGAGCUUUUGUUUUGACGAGUACCAGCUGCAGCAGCAGUUCACGUUCAACAAGAUUGGCUGCUUGCUUGUGGAUUCAGGUGAUAUGAGGUCACUGUAAUUCUUGUAUUGUUUGUCUAGCAAACCUAUUUCAUUGACUACUGCUGAGAUACUGUAAAGCGCAUAUACGAGAGAAAGCAAAAGUACUGCAGAUGCCCAAAGAUGAAGAGCACAACGGCAGGGUUUUGUAUUGUUUUUUUAGCGAUUAGUGUAUAGAAGACAGGUAUAUGUUUUAUUGCUUAGGUUUUUGUUGUAAGCAAUUUUAAAAGCAUGUUUCAAAAAAUGUUUGUGACAAUAGUAUAUUACAAUAGCUCAAGGAAUGAUUUUCCAUUUUGGUGUGGAAUCUCUUAAUACCAGUAAGUUUAUUAUUUUAAAUUUAAUGCCAAGAUCUCUUG